AAGGUGAUUGAGCAGAUGGAUGACGUUUGACAGAACCGCUCUCUCAUGACGUCACCAGCCCCCGUCCUCCCUCCGGGCAUCUGCGCUGCGUGAGUCCGGCCUGGCUGAGUCUCCCUCCGUCCUGCGGCACCUCGACCUCUCGCUCUCGCUCUCGCUCUCGGGCUGGAUGAAGCUGCUACUGCUCGCUUUUCUCGCCGCCGCCCGCGGCGCUCAGGCGGACGUUAUCGACGACAUCCUCGGCAGUCUGGAUCGCGGUGCCGCGUUUCUGGCGCGGCAGCACGAACAAAUCAACCUGGACGGAGUGGUGGGCUUCUCCAUGCUGCUGGCUGAGCUGAAGGAGGCGAUCCGGACCUGGCCUCACUCGGACCCGGUCAGCUGGUCGCAGAGGACGUCGGCCGUGGCUCUGGUCAAGCGCCUGGACGACAGCAUUGACAAGGCCAUCGCUGCCCUGCAACAGAAUGACCCCAAGUACUACCAAGAGUUUGAGCCUCUUCUGUCCUGGACGUUCUGGUCCAUCCCUCAGCAGUGGACCUCCACAGACCCGACCCUGGUCUUCCUCUCCACUCAGGCGAGCGAGUGCUACGACGAGCAGCUCAGUGACAAGUGCCUGACGCUGCUGCUGGGAACCUGGAAGGUCAAGGGGACCCCCUGCAUUGUGACGAAACCAUGUCGUGACAUCAUGACCCGCUUCGGUUGUCCUCAUUACUCCCUGUCUCACCAGCUGCUCUACUUCAUGAUCGGGAAGAUGAACGGCUGCUCAAACCUGCUGAAGGGAGACACCCGGGCGUCCCGAGCCAACAUGACCGAGCAGAACUACCAGAAGAUCUUCUGCUCCAACAUGAUGAAGGCCAACCAAGACGUCAUCCGAGAUGGUCUGACAGAGCAGAUGGUCGACAUCUUCAUCGAGAACAUCCUCAUCUGUGGACUCUCAGGCUUCUCAGACUUCUACAAAGCCGACUGGCUGCAGCAUGUGAUGCGACUGCAGGACAGCGAGGUCGGCUGCUUCGGCAGAGACAGAAGUGUGGAGUCGGAGCGGAUCGGAGACGAACUUCUGGAGCAGCUGCAGCCGCACACCAGAGUGAAGCGGCGGGAGAAAGUGCUGCCCGAUGGCUGCUCCAGUCACAUGACGGCGGUGGCGGUCGGCGCUCUGGGCGGGUACCUCAACUACUACCUGACAGAGCAGGACAUCACCAAGCGGCCGCUCUCCUGACCUUCCACUGCUCCACCGUCCUGCUCACUCCUUGCUGAGGCU
Molecule: messenger RNA, 1252 nt
Organism: Synchiropus splendidus (mandarinfish)
Lineage: Eukaryota; Metazoa; Chordata; Actinopteri; Syngnathiformes; Callionymidae
Gene: c19h16orf89
Product: chromosome 19 C16orf89 homolog
Exons: 9
Coding region: 167-1210 (347 amino acids)
Cellular component (GO): cytosol; membrane
Source: RefSeq, a predicted model, not a curated record